UCCAGUUUGUGUCACACAGUAUUUGUCCCACACCAAUAUUUUGUCCCAAACAAAACACCCAGAAAAGACAAGGGAGCAGAAGGGGAGAGCAAAAGACUGGCAAAUAUGGAAACCACGUCUUCAUUGAUCAAAUCUGUAACCAGGCGAGUGUGGUCCCCACCGCAGCGGCCUUUCAGAGUGUGCUGCCAGAGGAGGGAAACUAAGAAGGGUGUCACGGCUGGAACCCUUGAGGAGCUAAAGGAGAAGGCUUGCCAGGCUUUGCUGAUGUCACUGUCAGCAUUAUCUCUGUGUCUGGUUUGUGAGGAGGACGGUACAGAGGUGGACUCUGAUGAGUUCCUCAUGACCUUACCUGACAACAUCAUGCUCAUGGUGCUGCGGCCGGGACAGACAUGGAGCCCACAGGCAGGUUCUGUUGUGCUCAAAGACCAAAACAAACCUCGGACCGGAAGAGACAUAGCCCGAGUCACCUUUGACCUCUAUAGGAUAAGCCCCAAAGAUGUGUUUGGUUCCCUGAAUGUGAAGGCUACAUUUCAAGGCCUGUACAGUGUGAGCGCUGACUUCCAGUGUCUGGGGCCCAAGAAAGUUCUCAGGGAGAUGCUGCGUGUGGCUUCCACCCUCCUUCAAGCUGCAGGACACUUACUUAUCACGACAGCGUCUAUGAUCCGUCGCAUCAUUGAGGGGACUGAGCUUUGGCAGCCGCAGAGAGCCGAGUACACGGCCAAAUGGAACUGACAACACUGUCUUUCAUGACUUUUAAAAAUCCAGGCCUGAUAUCGUGUACCAAAAGGUAAAAGAUAUAUAUUUGUGUUAAACCCUUUAGUAUCUGUGUGUAAAGCAGAAAAUUUGCUUCCUACCUUGCAGUACUUCUUUGAUAACGCAGUUACAACGAAUGUAUUCAUUCCUUAGCUGAUAUAGUAUGCAAAACAUUUGCCUCCAAAUUGUUUAAUCAAGAAUAAACUUUUCUUUUGCUGCAAAAAGUC
Oryzias latipes (Japanese medaka) is the source of this 980-nucleotide messenger RNA. RefSeq names its product cell death inducing DFFA like effector b (gene cideb). Gene Ontology annotation, biological process: regulation of apoptotic process; apoptotic process. The record is from RefSeq and is a predicted model, not a curated record. NCBI's taxonomy places the organism in Eukaryota, Metazoa, Chordata, Actinopteri, Beloniformes, Adrianichthyidae.